Molecule: messenger RNA, 375 nt
Organism: Miscanthus lutarioriparius
Lineage: Eukaryota; Viridiplantae; Streptophyta; Magnoliopsida; Poales; Poaceae
Source: the annotation of a GenBank genome assembly
AUGGCGGUGAUGAUCGACUGGUGCCGGGGCAUGCGCAUGCGGGGUCUUCGCGUGCAGAACGCACAUCAGAUGCACGUAACGGUGUCUAGGUCCCGCGACAUGCGCGUGGCCAGGCUCCGCAUCGAGGCCCCCGAGGACAGCCCCAACACGGAUGGCAUCCAUGUGGCCGAGUCCACGGCGGUGACCAUCCAGAGGUGCCACAUCGGCACCAGCAACGGCUGCAUCUCCAUCAUCAACGGUAGCUUCGGCGUCAAGAUGUGGGACAUCGAUUGUGGCCCGGGCCACGACAUCAGCAUCGGCAGCCUGGGCAAGGGUGGCGCAUUUGCGGCGGUGGCGGACGUGGCACUGGACAGCGCGCGGAUCAGUCAUGCGUAG